AAGAAAGGCCCAAUCAAAGUUAUAAAAGUCACAAAAUCAGGAGAAUCAGACAGAGUUCUGUGUAGAUAUUUUCAGAAAAUCGAGAGCUUCUUUUUGGAACCUAUUACUUCGUCUUCAGGUCUGGGAAUAGUGGUUACAAGUGUUUUAGCCUCGGAAACGGUGGAAAUAUUAAGGAAUGAAAUUACUUAUAAGUACUUUUGUAUUCCUUUUAAUGAAAAGUUUUUGCUCAUACCCUUAUUACACCAUUUGUUUCACGACUUUUCCAAUUUUGCUACACAUUCAAAUUAAAUUAAAUUUUUGCUACCAUUUAAUAUGAAUAUAAUAUAAUAUAUGAACCAUAAUAAUAAUAUGUAUGAUAUGAUCCAUGAUAAUAAUAUGAACCAUGCACAUGGAUUCAAGCAAUAUUCUUGAUGAGUCGUUUUGUGAGGAGUCUCCAGUCGAAAUGGGCCAAUCCCUUAUAAAGAAGAGGUGCUACGACACCAAUGUUGAAGCGGCAGGUGUAAGCCAAGUUUGCUCUCCGAGUGAUGAUAUUAACGCGAAGCUGGACACCAAUGUUGAAGAAGAGGAAGCGGCAGGUGUAAGCCAAGUUUGCUCUCGGAGUGAUGAUAUAAACGCGAAGCUGGACAUCCUUCUUAAUAACCAAAAAGCCAUAUGGGAUACUUUGCAGACAAGCAUCAACAACCAAGCAAAGUUGUCAACAAAUCAGGCGGAGCUGGAGAAGAAAUUCAUAUCACUCCAAAUGAAUGCAGUCGAAAACGCGGAAUUUCUCGCUCUAGCGAAAUCAGCACGCGAAAUAAAGGUUUCGGUGCAAAAUAUAGAAAAGGAAGUUUGUCGUAUGACGGGCGAAGCAUGUGACAAAAUUAUGAACGAAAUUGCCAGCAUCCCAGCAAAAAAUCGGUAA
Rhagoletis pomonella (apple maggot) is the source of this 901-nucleotide messenger RNA. RefSeq lists its product as uncharacterized. The coding region runs from base 383 to 901 and encodes 172 amino acids. The transcript has 6 exons. NCBI's taxonomy places the organism in Eukaryota, Metazoa, Arthropoda, Insecta, Diptera, Tephritidae. The record is from RefSeq and is a predicted model, not a curated record.